AUGGUCAAGAUUGCUGUAGCAGGAGGCACAGGCAACGUCGCAACUGAGAUUCUCCGCGUCGCAAUCGCUUCAGGCAAACAUGAAAUCACCAUCUUCACACGGUCGCAACCCUCGAAACCAAGCCCAGACGUGUCGUAUAAGACGGUCGACUACCACGACCGCGCAUCCCUCACUAAAGCUCUCGGUGGCUUCGACGUCUGCCUCAGUUUCUUAGUCGUGCAUCUAGACACAGACUGCACUGUGCAGAAGAAUCUCAUCCAUGCGAGUAUGGCAGCGGGGGUGAAGCGUUUUGCCCCAAGCGAGUGGGGCAUCAAAAACAACUCGGGCGUACCGCCAUAUGCGAACAAAGACGAGAUCGCGCGGUACCUCGCUGAACUGAAGAAUAAGGGGGAGUUGGGGGGGAUGCAGUACUGUCUGUUCCAGCCGAGUAUCUUCAUGGACUACUUUGCGCAUCCAUAUUCGCUGUCGCCGGAAUUGAUCACGUGGCCGUUCUUUGUCGACUACGAGAAUAGAAGGGCGAUGGUGCUUGAUGACGGGGACCAGCCUAUGGUUCUCACUGCGAUUGCGGACGACUCUGCGAUGUUGGCGAGGGCGCUCGAGGAUCCGGAGGCGUGGCCGGCGGUUGGUGGGAUUCGCGGGUGUCGCACUACGAUCAACGAGCUGGUUGCGCUGGGGAAGAAGAUUCGCGGGGGCGAGUGGAAGAUUGAACAUGUGCGUGGCGAGGACAUUAAGAAGGGUGUGUUUUCGACGAGUUGGGUUCCGCAGGUAAGCCAUCCGGUGAUUCCGGACGCAGAUCGCGAGCAGUUCUCCAAGGACUUUGUCGUUAUGUUUUUCCAGGGCAUCUUGAAUGGGUCGUGGGAUGUGACGGAUGAGUGGAAUGGGAGGUGUCCCGACUAUAGGUUCACGGGACUGGAAGACUAUCUGACCAAGGCAUGGGAGGGCAAGGCAUGA
Molecule: messenger RNA, 951 nt
Organism: Dothidotthia symphoricarpi CBS 119687
Lineage: Eukaryota; Fungi; Ascomycota; Dothideomycetes; Pleosporales; Dothidotthiaceae
Product: NmrA-like family protein-like protein
Exons: 2
Coding region: 1-951 (316 amino acids)
Source: RefSeq, a predicted model, not a curated record